ACAAGAACAGAUUCCCCAAUGUACUUCCAUGUACAGGCUGAUUGGUCCAUUGCUGAGAUGAAUGCUGAGAUUGGGGAGAGCCACGCCUACCUCUACACAUCACAGACUGAUGAACAGGCGAGAGUGCAUUUAGUGUUGAACUCCUUGGCAGAGAAACACCAUGUGGCUAGUGUGUCAAAGGUCAUGUACUGCAGGCAGCAGACCAGAACCAGCAACUUGGAGGAUUUGAGUCGCACACCCUCAGACGAUGAGGAUACCAUGGAGGAAGAGCGGGACAAUAAUGCCAACGAAGAGAGGGAUUUCAUUCACAAGCUGGUGGUGCAUGAGAUCCGUGUCUCGUGGACAAGGUUCAACAGAGAUGCGGUGCUGGGACUCUAUGACACCUACAACAAGUCACAGAUGCUGAAGAACAAUUUGUCAACAGAAGCUCUGAAAGGAGUGAAAGUGGAAAGUUCAGCACCGACACGAUUACAGCAGAAUGUUUCCACACCUACUCCAAACCCGCUAGCAGCGGCCAACACACCCAGUCCCAUCAGUAAACUCCAGACCGGCCAUGGAGCAACGAUGCUACAUCAGCUGCUGUCAGAGACUAACACCAAAUUCAAAGUCUUCUCAGAAGAGACAUCAGGCACUAGUAGUGAUCAACUACAAGGUGUCAAGGCAUGCACAUCCAACGAUGUCACCAUGAAGAAUUGGCUUAUUGAGCUGGAGAACAGCCAAGUCAUGCUGAAAGGCUGCAAAGCGUCCGGUUAUGUCAUCGUCUGCGCGUCUAGUGCCCAGAUCAUGCAGUGUUCCCACUUACCAGCCUGGAGGGAAGGGCACCUGACCAACAAGACCAGCUGGGUGGGCAAGUUGGAUGGACUACAGUAUUUUGCCACCGUGGAGACGCCUUCCUCUAACUCCAGAGACGAGGUCCAAUGGCUUCCAGUCUCCAGAAUCGAGCCCAGCCCGCAGCGGGUGACAGACGUGCCGGACAUGGUGGGCAGCGGGGAGUCUGUGGGCGGAGUCGUCAGCGACACGGUGGGGGCAUCGCUGGAGGACAUUGAGCAGGAGUCGGUGCAGCUACAGCGGAUUGCCUCCCGCUGCAGUUGUCAGUUCUACUACGCAAGCUACGGCGGGGAAGUCAGCCGCAGUGUGGCAGCCGAGAUGCUGAAAUCGGACAGUAGUCAGGAUGAAGAGUCAGACGGCGUCUUCAGCAAAGAGGAAGCGGUCGAUUCCAUGACCCUGAUGUACCACGACCUUCAGAUGUGCACUAACUCGGCUCAGUAUGACAUGAUACUGGACAUCAUUAACAACUUGCUGCUCUACGUGGAGCCAAAAGUCAAGGAAGCCAUGGCCAGGAUGCAACACAUGCGCUUUGCCUUGGAGCUUUCCAGCAUUGACGAUCAGAAGGAACCAAUUAUGCAGCUACAGAACUCUCUCAGAAACCUUGCGCUACAGUUGCGACAGUUAGAGAAGGACCUUUACAUGGCCCACAGGGCACUACAGGAAUUCCCUUUAGACCAGAGUUUGUCCUGUCAGAUUGCCGAUAUUGAGCUACAGGUUAAUGAAUGUAAGGAAUCUUUAGCAAAUGCCAGCGAAGACCUCAGGAUCAUGAUCAGCUGCUUUAAAGAGAUUCAGUUACAGAGAGCUGUGAAGAGAAAGUUACAAACAUCACAAGGACCUCAAGUAUCUCGGCGUGUGGAGGUGUGCUUCGGCUCAGCCAAGUGGAGACUGACGGAGGAAGAUGGGCAGCUAGGAAUGGCAGAUGUGGAGCUCAGACAGUUCAAAUACACUCGUACCACCAAAAAUGAUGACUCCAGCGAGAAUCUUGCUGAGUUGGGCUGGGUGACCAUCAACAAUCUCCUGGCAAAUGAUGUCUACAAAGACGUGCUGAGACCGCAGGACACGAGGGGCAAGACCAAACAGGUGGCCCUCAGGGUCAUAGCACGGGGCAAGCCUCCAGUCGGGGGAAUCUCAGUUCAAGAGAAUUUUGAGUUGAGUGUGGUUCCUCUGACCAUCCAGCUGACGAACAAGUUUUUCAAGAAGAUGAUGGGCUUCUUCUUCCCCGGAAGAAAUGUGGACCAGGAGUCGAUACCAGAGGAGCAAGGCAAAGGUCAAGGUGGUGGUGGUGAUGAUGAUUUGGAUAGCCUGGGAUCAUUCUCAAGGACUGGCAGUAUCAGAUCAACCAGCAGCGACGAAUCUAUCACGUCACCCAGAGAUUCCUUCAAGGGCAAAAAGAAAGGAGGAACUUUCCAAAAGUUAAGGGAGGCUACCAUCAUUGAUAAGAUGAAGGAAAGAGCAAGAAACAACGUGUUCUACAUCAUCAAGAUCCCCUCCGUGCCGCUUUGCGUCAGCUAUAAGGGAGAGAAGGAGAAGAACAUUGAGGAUGUGCACAAUUUCCACCUGGUUCUGCCAUCGCUGGAGUAUCACAACUGCACAUGGACUUGGCUGGAUUUACUCAUGGCACUCAAAAAAGAAUACAAGCAAGCCCUGGUCUCACAGGCUAUCAAAGAGAAGCUGAGGUUCAAGAUCGGACACAAGGAGGAGGGACCAUCAAACUCUGAUACAAGGGAGGACGCAGAUAAGGCGAAGUUGCUCAUGGGUGCCAAGGUUACCAACAUUGCAACUGAAGAGAAAUCUUCUUCAAAGAGGGCCCUUUUUGGUAAAGGACAAAGUAACCACUGAUAGACACUGCAAUUACAGAUGACAAAGGACAACCAGUUUGUAUAGAUGCUUCAAGUUUGUGGAGUAAUCUUUUUCCAUAUUAUGCUGGCCAAUAUUAAACCUAUGUGCUUUUCGUUUCUUUUUUUAUUAGUUUUUUUAUUGAGUAAAAACGUAUAUGAAUUGCCGCCAAAGAAUCAUGUCGUAUUCCUGAUCUUCAUUAUAUUCAAGAUGCUAACUUGAGUUGUAAAAGAACCAGACUGCAACAAACUUGCUAAUCAGCAAUUUGAUUAUUCAUGUUAACGGCUGUUAGCUUCAAGUGUUGCAGCAUAUUGGGACAGUGAUGUGUUAAAACAAAUACAUUUGAACUAAAUGUUGAAUUGGCUCUUCACUUUAUCCUCCGCAGAAUUUUAAAAGAGGAUCCGUUUAUGUGAUGAAAGAAAGCAUGUCAAAUAUAUAUCAAGUGAAAAUGUAUAUUAAAUAUUGAUAAAAAUUUUAUAUCAAAUGAUGGAGUUUUUAUAAUCAACCAUGUAAUGUUUUGUUACCUUUUCACAGAAUUCCUUUAAUCAUAAAUCUUUGGUUUUUACAUUUGUCGUGUAUUAAACAUUACAAAUAUCAAACACUGAAUAAUGUGAAAUUAAUAUUUCUUUGAUGGGAAAUACUCAUAAAAUAAUAGUUUACCCACCCAAAACUCAUUGUACAAUUGCAGAUAAAUGAAAAAAAGAUUAAAUUCAAAGAAUUAUGUAACAAAAUUUGACCCAAUUGUAUUAUUUAAAAUCCUUAAGUAUCUAAUAUCUUCCUUCAUAAACUUCCCCCUGAAAUAGAGUUUUAAACGUUUUGUUACAGAGAAAUAAGUGUGACAGAAGUAAACUGGAUCAAUUUUGUAAUUUUUUACACAAAAGUUAUGUGAUUCCAUUUCUUUUAAUUGACCACAAAUAUCAUUCACUGUUGGCAAAGAAAUGUUUUAUGGACAUAACAAAAUGGUAUUGCUUCGUAAUAUGUCUGUUUGUUGAAAGUAACAAAUAAGUCAUUUAUCAAUCUCAAAAUCAUUAUUUCGUCAAUUACUGCAUUUUCAAUGAACAAUAUAAUGUGUUUUACUUACAGUCUGUAAUUCACCAAUAUUAGUAAGUCUUUGUAUUCAAAACAACAGGAGAUACAAAGUUGCUAUUCUUCAAGCAAUUGGCAAAAAGUUCAGUUGUCUUGUGUGUAAUAUCCCCAUCACACUUUAGCUUUGAACUGACUAUAUCAGCGAUUUUCUAUAGUUUUAAUAUUUAAAUUUGAAAAUUUAAAUUUGGCUUUGAAAACACAAGUUGUUAUUUAAACUUGUGUACCCAGGUACCCAAAUGUGCAAGAAAUGUCGUCAUAUGCAAAUCGUCUAUUAUGAGAUUCCGUUCCGUGUCUAGUAAUGUUGAAUUUUUGAGUGCAAUUUUAAUAUUGUUAAAUUAUUGUAGACAAAAUUUUCUAGCAGCGCAACCUACAGUGUAAUUUUAACUUAAUUCUGUAAAAUUAUGUCUGCUUAGCUACAUUUAUGACUACAUUUGGUACAAGUCUAGACACAUGAAUAAAUCAAUCCUAACAGAAUUUUUAUAAAUUAAAA
Molecule: messenger RNA, 4240 nt
Organism: Patiria miniata (bat star)
Lineage: Eukaryota; Metazoa; Echinodermata; Asteroidea; Valvatida; Asterinidae
Product: protein KIAA0100-like
Exons: 26
Coding region: 19-2667 (882 amino acids)
Source: RefSeq, a predicted model, not a curated record